Messenger RNA from Cotesia congregata, 2255 nucleotides. The record is from the annotation of a GenBank genome assembly. Lineage: Eukaryota; Metazoa; Arthropoda; Insecta; Hymenoptera; Braconidae.
AGUAUGCCUACAUGCUGGAGCUCAAAAGAGGCUUGGAUGCAAGAGGCCACUGUUUACUGGAAAUGCCUUCGGGUACUGGAAAGACAGUCACUUUAUUGGCACUUAUCGUCGCUUACAUGCUGGAAAACCCGUCAUCUGUCACAAAAUUAAUUUAUUGCUCACGUACAGUGCCUGAAAUUGAAAAAGUUAUUGAAGAAUUAAAAAAACUUAUGGAUUAUUAUGAAAAAGAGACGGGAAGUCCGCCUAGGAUGGUUGGUCUUGUACUCAGUUCAAGAAAAAAUAUGUGUAUACAUCCAGAAGUCAGUAAAGAGCGAGAUGGAAAGAUUGUUGACGGUCGUUGUCACUCGUUGACAGCUUCGUAUGUCAGAGCUCGACAUAACUAUGAUGACACCACACCGAUUUGUAGUUAUUACGAAGGGUUUGACGAAGAGGGACGUGAGCGAGUUAUGCCACCGGGUAUUUAUUCCAUUGAUGACAUUAAAGAUUAUGGGAGAGAUAGGAAUUGGUGUCCGUAUUUCCUCGCUAGAUUAGCUAUAGUACAAGCACAAUUUGUUGUGUACAGUUAUCACUAUUUACUGGAUCCAAAGAUUGCUCAGACGGUUUCCAAAGAGCUUGCCAAAAAUUCAGUUGUUGUUUUCGAUGAAGCUCACAAUAUAGAUAAUGUUUGUAUCGAUUCAAUGAGUGUAAAAAUUACCAGAAAGACCAUGGAAAAAUGUACAGCAAAUAUUCAGUUAUUAGAAAAAACAGUCUCUGAAAUGCGAGCUGAAGAUGCUAAUAAAUUAAAAGAAGAAUAUCAGAGACUAGUAGAAGGUCUAAAAGACGCGCAAGUGUCCAGAGAAACGGAUGUUGUACUAGCCAAUCCAGUUUUGCCUGAUGAAAUUUUGGAAGAGGUAAUUCCUGGAAAUAUAAGAAAUGCCGAGCAUUUCGUCAGCUUCCUAAAACGUUUCGUUGAGUAUCUAAAAACGAGAUUGCGAGUCCAGCAUGUGGUUCAAGAAACACCGGCUUUAUUUCUCCGAGAUCUGCAGACGAAAGUCUGCAUAGAACGAAAGCCGCUUAAAUUUUGCGCAGAAAGACUCGCAUCGCUUUUGAGAACGAUGGAGAUAACAGAUCUAACUGAUUUCUCGGCGCUGAUUCUUGUGACCCACCUCGCUACUCUGGUUUCCACAUACGCGACAGGGUUCACAAUAAUCGUCGAGCCUUUUGACGACAGAACGCCCACUGUUUUGAAUCCAAUCCUUCAUUUUAGUUGCAUGGACUCUUCUAUUGCGAUGAAGCCAAUUUUUGAUCGAUUUCAGUCGGUGAUUAUUACAUCUGGUACUCUGUCGCCUUUAGAUAUGUACCCGAAGAUAUUAAAUUUCCAUCCUGUCAUUAUGACUUCUUUCACGAUGACCUUGGCAAGGCCUUGCUUAUUACCCAUGAUAGUAUCAAAAGGUAAUGACCAAGUAGCAAUUUCUUCCAAGUAUGAAACGAGAGAUGACGUUGCCGUGAUAAGAAAUUACGGGCAAUUGCUCGUUGAAUUUGCAGCGAUAGUACCUGAUGGACUAGUUUGUUUUUUUACUUCUUACUUAUAUAUGGAAUCAGUCAUCGCAGCUUGGUAUGAUCAAGGAGUCGUUGAUCAACUACAGAGACACAAACUCCUUUUUAUCGAGACUCAAGACUCGGCAGAAACGAGUUUAGCUCUUGUUAACUACAUAAAGGCUUGUGAUAGUGGUAGAGGAGCGGUUUUGCUAUCAGUAGCAAGAGGAAAAGUGUCUGAAGGAGUAGAUUUUGAUCAUCAUUUAGGAAGAGCUGUACUUAUGUUUGGAAUUCCCUAUGUUUAUACUCAAUCUCGUAUACUGAAAGCUCGGUUGGAUUACUUGAGAGACCAAUUUCAGAUAAGAGAAAAUGAUUUCUUGACGUUCGAUGCAAUGAGACAUGCUGCUCAGUGUAUUGGUCGUGUGUUGAGAGGAAAAACUGACUACGGUAUUAUGAUUUUCGCUGACAAGCGAUUUUCUAGAGCGGAUAAACGGAGCAAAAUACCCAAAUGGAUUCAAGAACAUUUAUCUGAUAGUUUGUGUAAUUUAUCUACAGAAGAAGCAGUCCAGAUUUCUAAAAAGUGGUUGAGACAAAUGGCCCAACCAUUCUCACGAGAAGACCAACUAGGUUUAUCCUUACUAACAAAAGAACAAGUUGAGAAAAAAGAAGCCAAGAAAAAAGAAGAAGAAGAAGCUCGAAAAUUAGAAAUGGAGAUAGAAAUGGAAGAUGACAUCGAAUAA